CUUUUACUUGAAUCUCUAACCAUUAAAGUUCUUCCAUUAGUUUUUUAUUUACAUCUAAGUUUCUUUGUGUUGAGUUUGAUUAAUGGGAUCGUACUUUUCUAAAGUUCUAGCCUUUUUAAACGAAAAAAGCAACUUUUCGUGAUUUUUUUUUCAAUUGAAUAGCUUGAUUUGGAAAUUUUACUAUUCAGGCUGUUGUUUUCCCUUUUUAUGCGUUUGUCUAUUUUCUUGCUUUUCUCUUGUUCUUCAAGGCGAUGAACCAGAAAAGUUUUGAUUUUGAUUUUGAUUUUUUUUCAUUUAGCUCUGAUUGUUGCCAAAUUUGUGAAAAUGUUGUGAAAAUAGGCGAUAGAUUCGCAGAUCAAUAGCUAUUCCUAAGUUGUUGAGUUAUAUAACAGGUUCAUUGAUGCAGAGUUGUUCUUGUCUAAACUUGAUAGUUUCAGUAAUGCGGCUUUCUCAGGAUCUUUUUGGCUAUUAUUGGCUGUGAUGGACUCAUUCUGAUCUUUUACUGUCUCUUUGAGUUCAGUUUCAUAAUUUAUACAAGAUGCAGCUCAAGGCCCCUGAACAUCAGGUUGCAGGACACAUUGCUAAAGACGGGAAGCCUGGUCCCCUCGUGGAUGACAAGGGUCGGUUCUUCAAGCCACUUCAGGGUGAUUCUCGUGGCGAAAUCGAGGUAAAGUUCUACGAAUCUUUCUCAUCAAACACAGAGGUUCCAGAACACAUCCGUAGAUAUUUCCCGGUGUAUCACGGCACACAAGCAGUUGAAGGUUCUGAUGGAGCAGCCAUGAUUGUGUUGGAAAAUCUUCUUGCAGAUUUCUCAAAACCAUCAGUAAUGGAUGUUAAGAUGGGUACAAGGACAUGGUAUCCUGAAGCUUCUGAAGAAUACAUCCAAAAAUGUUUAAAGAAAGACACGGGUACCACAACCGUGUCAGCGGGUUUCAGGAUCUCUGGUUUUGAAGUGUUUGAUCACAAAGAAUCGAGUUUCUGGAAGCCCGAGAGGAAGCUUCUUCGUGGGCUCAAUGUGGAUGGAGCGAGAUUGACUCUGAGGAAGUUUGUAUCAUCUAACUCACUUUCGGACAUCGGGUCAAAACCUGACUCUGCUUUUGCCUCAAGUGUUUAUGGCAGUUCCCACGGGAUCUUAACACAGUUGCUGGAGCUCAAGAACUGGUUCGAGAACCAAACGCUCUACCAUUUCAACUCUUGUUCGAUUCUAAUGGUCUAUGAGAACGAAUCCAUCUUAAAGGGAAAUGAUGAUGAUGAUGCUCGACCACAAGUCAAACUGGUGGAUUUUGCUCAUGUUCUUGAUGGUAAUGGUGUCAUUGACCAUAACUUCUUGGGUGGUCUCUGUUCUUUCAUAAACUUCAUUCGUGAUAUUCUUCAGAGCCCAAAUGAGUCUGCAGAAUCUUAGAUUAAGUUAUUUUUGUUUGUUUGUUAUGGUUUUGGCUGAUUCCAAUUUUUGGAUAUAAACUUAUGUCUCCUUCAUAUAUGUUACUUGAUUACCUAAAGAGCAUAAUACAUUCGUACUCUUUUCUCAAGAGUUUUACAA
Messenger RNA from Arabidopsis lyrata subsp. lyrata, 1540 nucleotides. Its product is annotated as inositol polyphosphate multikinase alpha. Gene Ontology annotation, biological process: inositol phosphate biosynthetic process. NCBI's taxonomy places the organism in Eukaryota, Viridiplantae, Streptophyta, Magnoliopsida, Brassicales, Brassicaceae. Gene Ontology annotation, molecular function: inositol-1,4,5-trisphosphate 3-kinase activity; inositol tetrakisphosphate kinase activity. Gene Ontology annotation, cellular component: cytoplasm; nucleus. The record is from RefSeq and is a predicted model, not a curated record. Bases 539 to 1402 code for a protein of 287 amino acids. The transcript has 2 exons.